AUGUUAUCUAAGUGGGGUGCUCUUAUUUCAAGGGCAAGCUACAGCACCAAGAUGCCAUUAGUUAAAGCAGCUUGCUUGAUCAUCGGGGAUGAAGUCCUCAACGGCAAGAUCACAGAUACUAACUCCCGAUUUUUUGCCAAGUACUGCUACGGAUUAGGGAUCCAACUACGUGAAAUCGUUACAAUAGGGGACCAAAAAGACCAGAUCUGUGCGACCAUUACCAGGCUCAGUGCAGAAAAUGAUUUCAUUGUCACCUCGGGUGGAAUUGGAUCCACGCACGAUGAUAUCACUUACGAGUCGGUCGCUGCUGCAUUUGGCUUGCAUUGCAGCUUGGAUCUGGAAUGUCAGGGUCGAAUGACAAGAAUAUCAAAGCCAGAGCAACGCUACGACCCAGAGGCGCUCAAGGCGUUUUACCGUAUGGCAACAUUACCCAAGGGCGCUGAAGUUCGAAACCACUAUGUUGUGGACGAAUUGUGGGUUCCCAUCGUCUCCAUUAGUCAAAAAGUCCACAUACUUCCUGGAAUUCCACAGCUUUUCGAAAGGCUGCUGACAGCAUUUGUGCCCACUCUAAAACAGGCAUAUCACAUAACCGAGCAGGACCCGCACUUGUACGAACGGUAUUUUGUCAAGACUAAAAAGUCCGAGUCUGAGAUAGCCGCUUUCUUGCGACAACUUCAGGCUCGUUGCGUGGAGAUUUCUUCAGAAAUAAAAAUAGGGUCUUACCCACACUAUGGUUUGGGAUUCAAUACCGUUAGUAUCCUAGGUUUGAGCGAACAUUCAAUUUUCCUCAAAGAGCUUGUGAAGGAAACCCUCCGGGAAUUGGAUGGCUCCACGAUUACGGCAGAAAUGGAGGAGAAAUAUUCUGACAACAGAUGA
This is a messenger RNA of Lachancea dasiensis, 876 nucleotides long. The record is from the annotation of a GenBank genome assembly. Lineage: Eukaryota; Fungi; Ascomycota; Saccharomycetes; Saccharomycetales; Saccharomycetaceae.